AUGAACUUUCAGGCCACAGACUACUUGGCCAACUUGAACUUCGACUUUGACGCCAACGUCUCACCAGAAGGGAACACCAAUGAUUUGGAUUUGUUCUCUCAGUCGGAGUUUUUUGACUUAGAUGUGUUCCUGAGUGACUUUGCUCCAGAAACCAAGCAGCAGCAACAUAACUCGGAGAUCCAGCAACAACAGCAACAACAAAAUGUUGUUCCUCAAGUCAAGCAGGAAAUCAUGGAGCCAAGCCUUUAUGUUGAGAAGACCGAGUUCCAGGACUUUGCUGCUGGCACUCCAGAAGUCACCGAAGUCAAGCAAGCAGAAUUGGGGGAGAUCAAGAGAAAGAGAAACACGGCUGCUAGCGCGCGGUUCAGAAUCAAGAAGAAGUUGAAGGAGAAGCAGAUGGAGCAGCAGGCUCGGGACUUGCAGGAGAAGUUGGCUACCCUCGAAAAGAAGAUGAAGCUGUUGGAAAUGGAGAACAAGUGUCUCAAGCAGUUGAUUUUGCAGAAGAACGAAGAGAAGAACUGCAACUUGCUUGAGUCGAUCAAGAAGCGUUCUCUAGGCGGUUCGAGCUUCACGUUCACGAACUAG
This is a messenger RNA of Sungouiella intermedia, 585 nucleotides long. NCBI's taxonomy places the organism in Eukaryota, Fungi, Ascomycota, Pichiomycetes, Serinales, Metschnikowiaceae. The record is from the annotation of a GenBank genome assembly.